CUCACAGCUCUAACACUAAAGAGAAGAAACUGUUAUAUUUGCUCUCUGCGUCCAAUGAGAGCUCAUGUGCAAGAAAUUCACCGGAUGUGUGUAAUGGCCCUGAGCUAACCUCAACUCACAGCAAGGUGAAGAUGAAAGAAAAAAAAAAAGAGACAAAGAAGUGUGUGUGUGUGUGUGUGUGAGAGAGAGAGAUAGAGAGAUAGAUAGAGAGAGACUGUGUACAUUAUCAUUCUGGAACAUUCCGAGUAAAGAUCAUGGCAUCUCUGAUCAUCAGCAGUCUGUUAAUCCUGGUGCUGCUCAGUGUCAGUGCUAACACAGACGAGUCUGAUCCAGACUGUAUCCCGUCUCUCAUGGUGCCGAGGAACACGAUGUGGAGAGUUCGUGUAUCGGACCACCUGAAGAUCAACUGUACUGUAGUCAGUGAAUCACACUGCUGGAAGAAUGUGGACGUGUCAUGGUGCAGAAUUGAUAAUAAAAGUGAAUGCAGAUAUUUAAAACACUCUGAUCACAUCCUAACAGGAUGGAGGAGCAUCACUGAGAGUAAAAGAAUGUCAUUCCUGAUUUUCUGGAAAAUCUCCAUGCAGGACGCUGGACUUUACAGGUGUGAGAUAAAGUCACCUACACCCACUGUAAGCCAUGCCAUCAAUGUAAUUGUGACAGAGUCUGAUCCAGACUGUACCCCAUCUAUCACGGUGCCGAGGAACAGGGUGUGGAGAGCUCGUGUAACAGACUUCCUGAUGAUCAACUGUACUGUCGUCAGUGAGUCACACUGCUGGAAGAACAUGGAAGUGUCAUGGUGCAGAAUUGAUGAUAAAAAUGGAUGCAGACCUUUAAAACACUCCAGUAACAUCCACAUCGUAACAGAAUUGAGGAGCAUCAGUGACAGUAAAAGAACAUCAUUUGUGAUUUUCUGGAAAAUCUCCAUGCAGGACGCUGGACUCUACAGGUGUGAGAUAACGUCACCUGAGCACACUGUAAACCAUACCAUCAAUGUUACUGUGACAGGUACUCCUGCUGUUACAGUUAAUGUGACGGAUGAGACACACACACCCCUGAGUGGUGAGAAGUGGUUCUAUGUGAUCUACUUUAGUGUGUUUGUAUUCGCUCUUAUCCUCGCUGUUCCACUCGUCCUGAGCAGAGGUUUAAAGAAGUUUCUGAAGGAUGAGGUUACCAUGACAACUGUGACUUAUGAAGAGGCAGAAAAAUCCAGUGUUCAGGAUUAACACAAAUUUCCAUCAUGUAAAGGGACUGAGCUGCGUGUUGGUGUCAGCGUGUUGGCGUCGCUGUUCAGGAGGAAACGGGAUUGUGAUUAAACACACUUAUUGCUGUUUAUAGAUCAUGAGCAGGAUGUGGUAUUAGCGCACUUCAUUCAAGUGAAAGAACAGGAAAUCUCACCUUCCAGUGGUCCACAGCGUCAGUCAGCUCACGCUACAGCCUGGCAGAGGGAAUAUAAACUGAGGUUUGUGUCCAGCACGCGCAUAACGGUCAUCCCUGCUGAGAGGAUCUCCACACAGCGGGAUACGGCUUCUCUCCUGUGUGAAUGCGCUCAUGAUGUCGGAGGACACUCUGACAGUUGGGUUUCUUGCGGGAUGCUGUCGCAGUUCUGAGAUGCUUGUGGGAGAUGUUGAUGUUUGCUGCACAGAGGCUGAUGUGGAUAAAGAGCCUAAAACAAUGAAAGCUGCUCUGCUUUGACUCAACUGUGAUCUUGGUGUUCUCCUCAUUCACCUCUCACAUCAACUCAACGCAGAGACGUUUUGGGGAGAACACCGACGAAGAGGGUUACAUGUGUAUAUGAGAAAGGAAGACGAACACAUUAUUUACUAAUGGCACUCAAGAUUUUUAAAAAAUAAUUUCCCUUGUCUGGUAAAUGAAUCCCAUCCCUUCUGAACAGUUCUUCUCUCCCAUGUUAUGUCUUUAUGACUGAUGAACACUCCACCAGUUUCAGCCGUGUAUGUUGCCGUGGCGCUAUUAAUGAACUUCCUCGCCUUGUUCAUCUUCCGCCCUUCUCCUCACCGCCACACGUCGCUCAGUGACGCCAGAAUAAAUCAGUGAGGCAUUGGAAUGUUUUCGGAGUGCUGAAAGGUCCUCCUUGAUAGAGGUCACGAGAUCCACACUCCGUAGCAGGCCCAGGCCAUUUCCCCCAGCAUGCAGUAUCAGGACAUCUGGUCUCUUCUGUUGAGAAGAAGACAUCCAGAAGCUGGCUCCAUCUCAUGCCUCCCUUUCCAAGCCAUUGUACAUUCCUCUUCUGGAGACCCAGACUAUAUAACUGUGGGGGAGAGGAAUCACAUCACUGACAUCAACUCCAACUGGAGGACACCAUACAGUGUGAUACAAUAACAAAACAGUCCAUUUGUAUUUUCAUACAUGUGUAAUAUAAUAAAAGUUCUUCAUAUACCUCUGUAUCCAUGUUUUUCUUUGAAACCAUUUUUUUUUAUAGGAAAUUACUUGAGGUGCUGAUGACAUGAAAUAAAAAUAUUAAAUGGUGAUGGUAAGAUGUAAUAGUGGGAUAUUGUUGCAUUCAUAUUGAUCUUGGUUUGUGAAAGUUAAAAUAUUAAUUUAAGCUUUGUGUUGAGUUUACGAUUUCAAAUCUUUUUUCAAUUUAAUUACUUUCAGGACUCGGCCAGUAAGGACUUGGACUUGAGUCCAACUCGGCCCCUUUAGGACUCGGAAUCGUUUGGUUAAGGACUUGUUCUCGACAAAGUUGGACUCGGACCCAACACUACUAGAUCUCUUACCUCCAUGUUUCUUUAAACAGAUUAUUCCAGAAGUAAUCAACCCCCUUCUAAAAAAUAAUCAAUUCUUCCCUUAGCACUGGCUAUGUACCUAAAUGCUACCUCUGGAAGAAAUAAGCUUUCUGAUCACACAGUAACUCUGGAUGGUCUUUCUGUUUCAUCAUGUGCAGGCAGAGUAUCUGCAGGUAUCAAAUUUAAUACUUCUUAAUACAUUAUUCAAGACAUUUCAAAAAAAAAUGUAAGACCUGCACGUCACUUCAAUCAUGCUACACGAUACAUCAGCUAUAACGGAUUGUGUUCAUGUAGAUACAUCCAUGUCAGGGUUUAAGUAAACUAUAGAGCAAAUAUCCUUUUUUGAAUCUGGCGAGUGUUGUGUCUAAAUGCAGGUUAUAAGCGACUCAAACUUCACAGAGAUGAAGUUGGUGUAGAGCGGCGUUUACCGCGAACCGAGAGGCUCUAAUGACGAGCCGCACACACACUCCGGAUGCAACACAGUCACACGGCUUUACCAUCACACACUGCAACCAGCCAAAAUAACAUCUACAUCUGCUUUACCGUGUUGGUUCCAUUGCAUUUUUAAGACCUUUAAAAUAUGAAUUUAAGACUUUUUAAGGACGUACGGACACCCUGUGUGCAGCAGUAAAAGAGCUUGGAGUGAUUAUUAACUCCAGUCUUACAUUUGAUGCUC
Ictalurus furcatus (blue catfish) is the source of this 3420-nucleotide messenger RNA. RefSeq lists its product as uncharacterized. The record is from RefSeq and is a predicted model, not a curated record. The transcript has 13 exons. Bases 255 to 1223 code for a protein of 322 amino acids. Gene Ontology annotation, molecular function: signaling receptor activity. Gene Ontology annotation, cellular component: plasma membrane. Gene Ontology annotation, biological process: immune response-regulating cell surface receptor signaling pathway. NCBI's taxonomy places the organism in Eukaryota, Metazoa, Chordata, Actinopteri, Siluriformes, Ictaluridae.